AUGAGUAACUGGUUAGGAUUUUCUCUUACUCCACACUUUGGUCAAGAAUUUGCUACAGAAAACCAAAACCAAAACCAUGGAGAAGGUUCAGAAACUGGAAGAAACUAUGUCCCUUCUUCUCCUCAUCCUCAUCCUCAUCAACACCUUUCUGUUAUGCCUCUACGAUCUGAUGGUUCACUUUGUGUUUCUGAUUCCUUUACACCUCAAGAAUGGAGAUAUGAGAAUGGAAUAACUGGUGGAAAUUCAAAUGAAGAUGGACCAAAACUUGAAGAUUUUUUGGGAUGUUACUCAAACCAAAACCAGAAUAGUACUAAUAUUUCCAAAAUCAAUGUUAAUGUUUCACCAAGUUUUUGCACCAACAAUAACACAGAGAUUGAAACAGUAGAGAAUCAUACUCAUAAUCAUCAUACUCAUAAUCAUCAUAAUCAUAAUCCUCAUAAUCACAAUCAUCUAUCAAACCAAUCUUUGAUUCACUCUUUCCAUCAUGCAUAUACCGAUAACAACAACAAUCAUCAUGCUUUAAUCAACAAUAGUACUAUGUACAAGUCAUGGAUGACUCAGUCUCAGUUUUCUGAGGGGAAAAGUUCCAAUGAUGGAAAUUGUAGCUUUCAAUCUCUUAACUUAACUAUGAGUCCAAGUGUUUCAAAUGGUGUUAGUGUUGGUGUUGGUGUUGGUGUUGGUGGUGCAAUUUCUAAUGUUCAGAUGAAUGAAGAUCCUAGGAAAAGGUCUUUGUCAAAAUCUGGUUCUGCUAGAGAACCUGUCCCUCGCAAAUCUAUUGAUACUUUUGGACAAAGAACUUCUCAAUACCGUGGUGUUACAAGGCAUAGAUGGACUGGGAGAUAUGAGGCACAUUUGUGGGAUAAUAGUUGCAGAAAAGAAGGACAAACAAGGAAAGGAAGACAAGGUGGUUAUGAUAAGGAAGAAAAAGCAGCAAAAGCUUAUGAUUUAGCUGCACUCAAGUAUUGGGGUCCAACAACUCACAUAAAUUUCCCUUUAAGCACUUAUGAAAAGGAACUUGAAGAAAUGAAGAACAUGACUAGACAAGAAUUUGUGGCCAAUUUAAGAAGGAAGAGCAGUGGAUUCUCAAGAGGUGCUUCUGUGUAUAGAGGUGUGACAAGACACCAUCAACAUGGAAGAUGGCAGGCUCGAAUCGGAAGGGUUGCGGGAAACAAAGACUUGUAUCUUGGUACAUUUAGCACACAAGAGGAGGCUGCAGAAGCAUAUGAUAUUGCAGCAAUCAAGUUUAGAGGAACAAGUGCUGUGACCAACUUUGACAUCAGUAGGUAUGAUGUCAAGAGAAUUUGCUCAAGCUCAACUCUAAUCGCGGGAGAUCUCGCGAAACGGUCACCUAAGGAAUCCGCGCCUCCUGCUGCAACCACUGUCGAGGACUUCAAUUCGUGCGGGAGUACAUCGACACAUUCUCAGCCGCCUCCUCUAGCUAUUACCGACCGCGAACAGCAGCAUUCUGAUGAAUUGUCCAACAUGGUGUGGAAUUCAAACAAGGAUGAACAACCACCGCAGAACGAGUGCGGAAACAACACUAACGUUGUCGUCGCUGAAUCGUCGCAGCUCGGUGACGGUUCGCCAAGCAACAAGAAUGAGAUGAACAAAUUACCUAAUGAGUUUGGAGGGAGUGGAGCAGAUUAUGGACAUGGUUACUUCACACUGCAAGGACCAAAGUUUGAUGAUGGAAACAAUGAAAAUAGGCUUGGGAAUUUGGGUUUGGUUAAUCAAGUUCCUAUGUUUGCUUUGUGGAAUGAAUGA
Molecule: messenger RNA, 1764 nt
Organism: Lathyrus sativus (Indian pea)
Lineage: Eukaryota; Viridiplantae; Streptophyta; Magnoliopsida; Fabales; Fabaceae
Source: the annotation of a GenBank genome assembly